CUCGCAUCGACAUGCCAGGCAGAGUCCGUAAACGAUCUCCCCUCAAAAAUAUCGACAGGUCGUACAUCGCCUUAGGCCUUGAAGGAUCCGCGAACAAGUUUGGAGCAGGCAUUAUCCGACAUGACCCUGACGGCUCGACGACGGUGAUGUCCAAUAUUAGGCACACGUAUGUCACACCUCCAGGAGAAGGGUUCCUUCCCAGAGAUACUGCGCAACAUCAUCGCGAAUGGGCCUCGACAGUAAUCAACGAUGCCUUGAAGAAAGCGGGUGUGUCCUUGCAUGAUAUCGAUUGUAUCUGCUACACGAAGGGCCCUGGUAUGGGGGCGCCGCUCGUCUCCGUUGCCCUCGUUGCGCGGACCCUGUCUCUCCUCUACAACAAGCCUCUGGUAGGCGUCAAUCACUGCGUUGGUCAUAUCGAAAUGGGGCGACAGAUUACAGGGGCACAGAAUCCAGUGGUAUUAUACGUAUCCGGAGGCAACACGCAAGUGAUCGCAUAUUCUCAGCAGUGCUAUCGCAUUUUCGGAGAGACGCUUGAUAUCGCCGUUGGAAAUUGUCUUGACCGGUUCGCCAGAGUCAUUAAUUUGAGCAACGACCCGAGCCCCGGGUAUAACAUUGAACAGGAAGCAAAGAAAGGAGAGCGCCUGCUUCCACUUCCGUACGCGACGAAGGGAAUGGACGUCAGUCUCUCCGGCAUCCUGACUUCCACAGAAGCGUAUACUAUGGAUAAACGGUUCCGACCGAACGGCCCGCGGGAUGAGGCGGACACGGACAUCAUCACACCGCAGGAUUUGUGCUUCUCUCUUCAAGAGACAGUAUAUGCAAUGCUCGUAGAAAUUACGGAACGAGCCAUGGCCCACAUCGGGAGCAAGGAGGUCCUCAUUGUCGGCGGUGUCGGUUGCAACGAGCGUUUACAGGAGAUGAUGGGCGUCAUGGCAAAGGAGCGUGGAGGAAAGGUAUUUGCCACCGACGAGAGGUUCUGCAUCGAUAAUGGCAUCAUGAUUGCCCAAGCCGGACUGUUGAGUUAUCGGAUGGGCUUCCAGACUCCCUUAGCGAAGAGUACAUGCACACAGAGGUUCCGAACAGAUGAAGUGCAUGUAGCGUGGAGAGCAUGAUGCACGGUGUAUUCACGCGACAGUGAAGACACAACCCCGCUUUCUCGAUUCUUUCCUUCACCAUUCACCAUCAAUUCUUCUGUCAAUUCUUCUAUCAAUAGGCUGUCUACGUCAAUACACAUUGUUAUAUAAUCAAGACCUGAUAACUACGAGAAGAUUGUAUCUGUAUGACUCUACAUAGAUCGCAAAAAACCGCUAUUCGUUCGUGAGAUAUGCUGUCCACGGCAGCCUAAGAGAUGAUUGCAUCUGAGUCAGCGCUGCGCGACAUUCGAGGAUACCAGCUUCCAGCCUGCGCUAUCCGACGCCUGCAUUUCUCCCUCCAACUUUUCAUAUCGAUCCCACCACCACUGGUUCACUUCUUCGUGGUCGCCGCCAGCUCCGGGCGGCUGAGUCCACGGUUUAUCGUUCAAAAUGUAGUGCAGACAUCGCACCUC
Messenger RNA from Laetiporus sulphureus 93-53, 1546 nucleotides. RefSeq names its product peptidase M22 glycoprotease. The record is from RefSeq and is a predicted model, not a curated record. Gene Ontology annotation, cellular component: EKC/KEOPS complex; cytoplasm. NCBI's taxonomy places the organism in Eukaryota, Fungi, Basidiomycota, Agaricomycetes, Polyporales, Laetiporaceae. The transcript is spliced from 8 exons. The coding region runs from base 12 to 1112 and encodes 366 amino acids. Gene Ontology annotation, biological process: tRNA threonylcarbamoyladenosine modification.